Molecule: messenger RNA, 2685 nt
Organism: Penicillium bovifimosum
Lineage: Eukaryota; Fungi; Ascomycota; Eurotiomycetes; Eurotiales; Aspergillaceae
Gene: agd3
Product: putative extracellular serine-rich protein
Exons: 2
Coding region: 1-2685 (894 amino acids)
Source: RefSeq, a predicted model, not a curated record
AUGGUUGCCGUGCCAGUCUGGGCCUUGAAGGUCGGCUGCUUCUAUGCCUUUAUAACAUGCGACACUCCCCCCGGUGUUUGGCCUCAGAGCUCGCCGACUGUCAUUGCCUACCGUCCUCCGACCUCUACGCCGACCUCUACGCCUACCAGUGUUCCUACCAGUGUUCCUACUAGUGUUCCUACUAGUACUGGCGUGAGCUCGACUGCGAUUCUCACUUCGACUGCAUCGUCGACUUCUGUCUCGGUGUCGGGGUCUUCCUCUGCCACUCAUAGCGGUAGUUCGCCUACAGCCACUGUUACUCCCACCACCACCUUUGUGACUGUUACAACGUCGAACGCAAGUCCUACCGGAUCUCCUUCAAGCUCAGAGACUGUCACUCUCCCGUCCAGCACCGCUGUUCACACCGGAACUUCGACUUUCACCGGUUCUUCGUCUGCAGUCUCGUCUUCCUCUACAGUCUCGUCUUCCUCUGCAGUCUCGUCUUCCUCUGUCGUUUCGUCUUCCUCUGCAGUUUCGUCUUCCUCUGCAGUCUCGUCUUCCUCUGCAGUCUCGUCUUCCUCUGCAGUCUCGUCUUCCUCUGUCGUUUCGUCAUCUCCGGUCUCGUCUCCGGUCUCAUCCACACCUAUUUCGUCAAGUGCUACCGCGACUACUCCCACAAUGUCCGUCACGCCGUCCGCGUCUCCAACUGCUAUCAGCCACGCUGUUUCAGCUGAGAUCCUGGUCAUUGCCAGAGAUGCUGCUUCCGCAAAGGUUGCCAGCUCUGGACUUAAUGGAUACGGUAUCCCAUUCAGCACUCUGAUCGUUCCCGCCACUGGUGCCGCCCUGCCCGACCUCAAUGGCACUGCUGGAGGAAACUUCGGUGGUAUUGUCAUCUCUGGCGAAGUCAGCUAUGACUAUGGUGCAACGGGAUACCAGAGCGCUUUGACCACUGACCAGUGGACUCAGCUCUAUGCUUAUCAGCUUGAGUAUGGCGUUCGCAUGGUGCAGUACGAUGUUUACCCAGGCCCCAAAUAUGGUGCUAGCGCUCUUGGUGGUUGCUGUGACAAUGGCGUUGACCAACUUAUCUCUUUCACUGAUAUCAGUGAUUUCCCCACAUCCGGACUCAAGACUGGCGCCGGUGUCAGCACCACUGGCCUCUGGCACUAUCCCGCGACUAUCAGCAACACCACCUCCACCAAGCAAAUUGCCGCAUUCUCUCCCACCACUGGCUUCCCCGAUGAGAGUGUCGCUGCUGUUAUCAACGACUUUGAUGGCCGUCAGCAGAUGGCAUUCUUCAUUGGAUUUGACACUGUUUGGAGUUCUACUUCCAGCUACCUGCAGCACGCAUGGAUUACCUGGAUUACCCGCGGACUGUACGCUGGACACCGUCGUGUCCACCUGAACACCCAGAUUGACGACAUGUUCCUCGAGUCCGAAAUUUAUCACCCCGCUGGAAAUAACUUCCGCAUUCGCGCUUCCGACAUGGCCAACAUCGCCUCGUGGUCUGAUGAUAUCAACAGCAGGAUGCCCCCUGGCAGUGCCUACUUUGUUGAAGUUGGUCACAACGGUAACGGAAACAUCGAAAACUCGUCCGAUAGCUCAGAAGCUGGCUGGGACGCUUGCGGAUCUGCCAUUGAGUAUGACUCACCUCCUGACACUGAUCUCGAGUGGAAGAAGCCUCUCGGAACCGGCACUAACCUGUGGCCCGACACACCCAAAACCUACGACUGGACCGAGACUUGCACCGCCAUGGAUGAGCUCCUUGCGUGGUGGACUACCGAAAGCAACCUCAACAAGUUCGGCCACAUCUCCCACACCUACACUCACCUGGAGCAGAACAACGCCACCUACAGCGAUGUGCUCAAGGAGAUUAGCUUCAACCAGGCCUGGCUCAAGGCUGUCGGUAUCGACAAGGCUACCAAGUUCACCUCCAACGGUAUCAUUCCUCCUGCCAUUACUGGUCUUCACAACGGUGACGCCCUUCGCGCCUGGUGGGAGAAUGGCAUUACCAACUGCGUUGGUGACAACACUCGCCCUGCCUUGCUGAACCCCGUCAAUGACAUGUGGCCCAUCUUUACCACCUUCGAUAACGACGGAUUCGAUGGUAUGCAGAUCAACCCUCGCUGGGCCACUCGCAUUUACUACAACUGUGACACCCCCGAAUGUACCACCCAGGAAUGGAUCGACACCUCAGCUGGUGUCGGUACCUUCCAGGAUCUUCUGGAAACCGAGAAGGCCGACACCAUGCGCCAUCUCUUCGGUCUCUACCACGAUGGAUACAUGUUCCACCAGGCCAAUCUUCGGAACGUUGAUGUCGAGCCCAUCACCAUCAACGGCGUGGCGAAGAAGUACUCUAUCAUGCAGGCUUGGGUUGAGACCCAGGUGCAGGAGUUUGUCCGUCUGGCUGAAUGGCCCAUCAUCACUCUCACUCACCAGGAGAUGUCCGCCGGUUUCCUCGCCCGUUACAACCGUGACAAGUGUGGUUACUCUCUGAAAUACGUCACCGAGAACAAGAAGAUUACCGGUGUCACCGUGUCUGCCACCGGCAACACUUGCUCUGAGGCUAUCCCUGUGACUUUCCCCGUUGCUCCCACCAGCACCCAGGGCUUCACCACUGAGAAGUUGGGCGUCGACCCCCUGACCGUCUGGGUCAACCUUUCCGGGUCCCCUGUUACAUUCACUCUUUCCACUCCCAUUUCCUUGUAA